This is a messenger RNA of Staurois parvus, 465 nucleotides long. Lineage: Eukaryota; Metazoa; Chordata; Amphibia; Anura; Ranidae. The record is from the annotation of a GenBank genome assembly.
CGGAGCGGCGGGCGCCGGACCCCCAGGCGGAGCGACAGGUCUCGGGCCCCAGGCGAAGCGGCGGACGCCGGACCCCCAGGCGGAGCGACAGGCACAGAGUCACCAGGCACAACAGUGGGCUCCGAGUCAACUGGCAUGACCGCUGGCACUGGGUCAGACAUUGGAUCAUCUGGCUGGACAGCGGGCAUCGGGUCACCAGGCAUCAGGUCAUUUGGCUCGACAGCGGGCACCGCGUCAUCUGGCAAGGCAGUGGGCUCCGAGUCAACUGGCAUGACUGUGGGCACUGGGUCAGACAUUGGAUCGUCUGGCUGGACAGCGGGCAUCGGGCUGGGUAGAGGCAUCAGGCUGAAUGGAGGCAUCAGGCUGAGUAGAGGCAUCAGGCUGAAUACAGGCAUCAGGCUGGGUACAGGCAUCAGGCUGGGUACAGACCUCAGGCUUAAGUGCGGGUGCCGAGGCACCAGGCUG